ACCUUCAGCCUCAAGCUCUUCAGGCUGCAGGGCUGACGCGCGCUGCCUCCAGCGUCCCCACCAUUGGAGCUUCGCCAACAACCUCCAGCAACCCUCCAGAGAGCACCAAGCAGCCCAAGCCUCUUCCCAUUACCACGACCGUCCUCGCCUUUAGAAUCUUAAAUACGCAAAUCUGCAGACUCCAAGGUUGAUAACAGCGGAUUCGACGCAAAGCAGCCAUGGCCGCCAUGUUUAGUCAGAACCCGCUCAUGAAUGGGCCAAACUACUCCAUUAGCGAUACGCCGAGGAUGAAUGCGCCCGAGGGUGCCCGAGAGCAUCGCUUUGAACCUUACGCUGACAACGGCGGGUCGACGCUUGCGAUUGCUGGUGCCGAUUUUACCGUCAUGGCAGGCGACACGCGCCUCUCUUCGGGCUACAGCAUCAACUCACGCCAACACCCUAAGCUCUUCAAGAUUGGUGGUACAACGGCAGACCAAAAGGACGCCACCAUCGUGCUCUCGGUGGUGGGCUUUGCGGCGGACGGGGAGGCUCUCAAGGAACGGCUGGAUGCCAUUUGCAAGAUGUACCGCUACCGCCACGGAAAGCCGAUGAGUGUCAAGGCGUGUGCUCAGCGACUGUCGACCAUACUAUACCAGAAGCGCUUCUUCCCAUACUACACCCACGCGAUUCUAGGCGGGCUGGACGAGGAGGGGAAGGGCGCCGUGUACUCGUACGACCCCGUGGGCAGCUACGAGCGAGAACAGUGCCGUGCCGGCGGUGCGGCCGCUAGCUUGAUUAUGCCGUUCCUUGACAAUCAGGUCAACUUUAAGAACCAGUACGUUCCGAACAGCGGCGAGGGGCAUGCGCUGCAGGAGCGCAAGCGGCGGCCCUUGACGCGCAGCGAAGUGGAGGUCUUGGUCAAGGAUGCCUUUGACGGAGCGGUUGAGCGACACAUCGAAGUAGGCGACGGCCUACAGAUCAUGACUAUCACGAAGGACGGAAUUGAGGAGAUCACGCUCCCCCUCAAGAAGGAUUAAGCGGGUAGUUGACGAGAGGGUUAGCCGGUUGUGUACAGUACAUUGGCAGGUGGCCCUUUGCCCAAGCCACAACAGCUAUCGAAUUC
Messenger RNA from Thermothelomyces thermophilus ATCC 42464, 1102 nucleotides. RefSeq lists its product as uncharacterized. The coding region runs from base 219 to 1016 and encodes 265 amino acids. The record is from RefSeq and is a predicted model, not a curated record. Gene Ontology annotation, cellular component: proteasome core complex. Lineage: Eukaryota; Fungi; Ascomycota; Sordariomycetes; Sordariales; Chaetomiaceae. The transcript is spliced from 2 exons.